AUGAAACUUUUCAUAUACAAUUAUGUACUACUAAUUAUAGCUCUAAACUCUGAUUGUAUUCGGAUAUCAUUUGUAAAUAAUCUUAAAUCAUUCAAUGGAAGUGUUAAUAAUUACAGUUUAAGUAGAAUUCAAAAUGAACCUUCUUAUGAAAAAAGGGCAUUGAAGGCUGUGAGUAGGACAGGAGUUUGUGUGCCCGAGGAUGUUGGCCUGUAUGGCAGGACCAUGAUUUCCUACGAGUGCCUGUAUUCAAAGGACGGUCGCACACAGACUGGCGACGAGUGGGAGGCUGAAAUGACUGCGGAAACUAAGGCAAACUUCCCCGGCAAGGACAAGAAGAUAAAGAAGGUCAAGAGGAUCGAUCCCACGCUCCACCUUCCUGACGAAGGGUUCAAAAGGUUCGAGCUCCCUGCGCCCUUUGACUAUACCAAAAUGCUACUGAGGGAGGGCACUCCGUACCUCAGAAUUAGCAUCUGGGCUCCAGGAAUAAAGAGGGACCAGUUUCGAGUAUUUUUAAACUACACGAAGGACAAAAAGUAUCCUGACUCAUACAUGGAAGCGGCUGAGGAGAUUCCGAACUCUCCUGAGCUGAACACAUACUAUGAGACCUGCGAAAGUGAGCCUGUGGAGCCCCAACACAAAUUGUCCUAUCACAGCACCUACAACGACUUGUUCAAUCGGAUGCCGAAACCUGAUUAUGGCUACGCAGAUGUCACCGAUGACAACAUACUGAGGCCCCCUCUAAUAAUGAUCAACUUCCCGAAGAACACGAUUGUUAAUCAGUGGGAACGCGUGACUUUUGCAUCUAAGCGGGACCCUGCUAAGAAUAAGAAGCUACUGAGGAUUCAAAGGUCAUACAGGCCGUUUUCCCAUGUGGACUUGAGGAACGUGUCCUGCGUUUACCGGGACGGCACCCUGCAAAUGUUGUUCAAGCUCACUCAUAUCACUCCUCCUCCUGAGUUUCAGAAUAACUACAGAUUAGCAGUUUCAGAAGAAGGGGAGAUCAAGCCUCCGAAAGUGCUUCCCCGCGAAACCGUCCACGGGUGGAUGUACAACUGGCACAUGUUCCCGAACAGCUACGACCUCAGCCAGGACCUUUCGAAGGCGGAGGUCCCCGAGUUCACCGAGGACAUGAAGCCUAACUUCGUGAACGACAUGACGCCGCGCCAGGUCAGAAAGUUCAUCAGGGAUGUGGACGAAGCGAAAAAGAAGGACAAGUGA
Messenger RNA from Theileria orientalis strain Shintoku, 1218 nucleotides. RefSeq lists its product as hypothetical. Lineage: Eukaryota; Apicomplexa; Aconoidasida; Piroplasmida; Theileriidae. The record is from RefSeq and is a predicted model, not a curated record. The coding region runs from base 1 to 1218 and encodes 405 amino acids. The transcript has 2 exons.